Aspergillus ibericus CBS 121593 is the source of this 2369-nucleotide messenger RNA. RefSeq lists its product as uncharacterized. Lineage: Eukaryota; Fungi; Ascomycota; Eurotiomycetes; Eurotiales; Aspergillaceae. The record is from RefSeq and is a predicted model, not a curated record. Gene Ontology annotation, molecular function: sequence-specific DNA binding; DNA-binding transcription factor activity, RNA polymerase II-specific; zinc ion binding. Gene Ontology annotation, biological process: positive regulation of transcription by RNA polymerase II; DNA-templated transcription. Gene Ontology annotation, cellular component: nucleus. Bases 53 to 2254 code for a protein of 733 amino acids. The transcript has 2 exons.
CAUGCGAUGAGCAUCUGCGGUGCAGCACUUUCUGGCCCAGUUUGCCAGCUAAAUGACGGGGAGUGAGGAGGACUCUCCUGCCGCUCGCGUGCGUAAGAUCCGCAAGGUGAGCCGCGCCUGCGACGCCUGCAAGGCCAAGAAAAAGGCCUGUACCGGCACCAUCCCUUGCGGUCCUUGCGCCCGCCGCCAGCUGUCAUGUACCUACGACACAGCCUACAAUCGGGGCGUCGCAAUCAGUCCUCCGCCUUCUUCAUCUCGGACGAGGGGCCAUCCGACACCGAAAAAUCAGCUACAGUCAUCCCCAACCAUCGCUCGGUCCGCCAUCUCAGAUCGAGCUCCAAGUCCGCCGAUCGCUAGGAGGACCCCUCAGUCGGGCCUCAUCAAUGCAUCCGAAGAGAGAGGCUCAGUGGACGUGCCCGGUCAAUACUGGGGCCCUAGCUCUGCCCAUUCGUUCUUGGGGCAAGUCGUACAGGACCUGCGAACCACUCCUUCAAAAUCCAUUCCCCUUUCGCGGGAGGCCGAUGCCCCUUCAACGGUCUCUAUUUUUUCGUACGGCGAUCGUGUCCUGCCGGAGGUCCAGCUGACGAGUUUUGCCUGGCCUGACCGGGAAAAGGCUCAGAGCUUGAUUCGCCGAUAUUUCGAGUUUGCAGCCCCUACCUACCGGGUCCUGCAUCAGCCCACAGUCCAAACGCUGCUACAUCGCCUGUACUCCGAAACACCCCAGGGUGACAGAGCGGGGGUCGGCAACAAACUUGGUGUAGCAUCCCAGGCAAUCAUACUGCUGCUCUUGAGUACGGCAAGCAUGUUUCGGGUCGACGAGGAAGGGCGGAUGAGAGAUGCGGACGCGGAUGGCUGGCAGAGGAGCGAGCUCUACUAUGCGCAGGCCGACCAUCUGCUGUCGCUCGAGAUGGGUGCCCCCAGUCUAGCCUCCGUCCAAGCCCGGUUUCUCAUGGUGCUCUAUCUGCUGAGCUCCUCCCGAGCACAAAAGGCUUGGUUUACUUUCGGAACAGCAGUCCAGCUGAUGAUGGCGCUCGGUCUACACAGCAGUCGAGCGAGAAUAAACCAUGACAAGGAUGAGGACCUGGUGCAGAGGGAGUGCCAACGGCGUCUCGUCUGGUGCUCUUAUACCCUGGACAAAUAUAUGAGCGUCAUUCUGGGUCGCCCGCGACUUUGGAAAGAUGAAGAUUUGACCGAAGUCCUCCCGACACGCAUCAAUGACGACGAUCUGACAAGACAGGAGAGACGACUUUCGAAGCGUGACUGCGUGAUGGAUGCCCCGGUUUUCCAUGCCGUGUUGGCCCAGAUUCUCACCCAAGCGGCCAAAGAAGCCUACGUCCUUACCGGGCUAUCCAGCCGAGAGCAGAUCGAGACUAUCAGGACUCUAUGCGAGAGGGUCGCGGACUGGCAGGCAGAACUGCCCCCGUUCCUAUCGGGAGUCAUUCAGCCCAGCAGCUUGGUGCCUGUGUUUCGGCGCCAGCUUACUGUUCUGCAGCUGGCGCGGCAUCAUGCCCUGAUGUUCAUCACCCGCCCCCUGUUGCUGCGAGACUACGGGCAUAUGUGGCCUGAACACCAAGCCAGCUACCAACAUCAUCUCCUUCUUUGUCUCACUGCGGCACAAGACGCGAUCGAGAUUAUUCUGGGAUUUGUGCGCGACGACGAAUUGUUCCCGGCCUUCUGGUAUUCUCAGUACAUUGCAUUCAAUGCUCUAUCGGUUAUUUACCUCUAUCUGAUCCAGGUCAGGCGGGGCCGUCUGCCCUCUGUGAGUCCAGACAUUGUCUCGAACCCUGAUGGCGUUUCAGAUCUAGAUUUGAGUGAAUAUUCGUUGUACAGAAAGUCCGAAGCGGCUCUGAGCCACCUUGCUGAUGCGACGGCUCGAAAUGCACCUUCUUGGAAAUACAAUGUCGUUCUGCAGGGUCUCCGAAGCGAACUGGCUAGGCUAGGGUUCCCAACGCUAAACCCGGUUGUGGAUGCGAUCGAUUCACACCAUAUGCCCUCCGAACCAACACAUCGGGGGGUUGCACAAGUGCUCGAGGUCAGUGGUCGUGACCAGCAUGGGGGAGGGGUAGCAAUCGGGGACUAUGCAUCGGAUUCCAAUGUACUGCCAACUAUGCUCACAGGCUUGGAUGCUUCUGUCGACCCAACCCUACUCGAUCCACGGACCCAGUCUCUUCUGGAUAAUUUCGUCAUUGGCGAAGACCUGAUACCAGACUUCUGGCCACAGCUAGAUAGCUUGCCUAUCACAUAUCCAGGAUAAUAGAUGUCUUGAGACGUGGAACGCACAAAAGAGAUCCCAGCGAAGUAAGCCUUCUACAACUACACCGUGGAAAUCAUGUUUCUUCGGAUGUAUUACAGUACUGGACAAAGACUAC